GUACCUGUGUGUACAUAAACAAUACGUCAAUAAUAAUAUAAACCAGCGAUUUCCUUAAUUUUUUCCUUCUAAGUUCUGCAAAAUAUAAAUAUAUAUUGCACAGUAAAAUAUUAACUUACUGCUGAUGUAAAAACAAUAUUAAAAAUCUAACCACUCGCAUAAUAUUCAACAAGGUAUAUAAUCCAUUGUUACAUAAAACUCUGAGAUUAUGUCAACAUUGGAGGAUAAAAUUUUGGGAGAGAAGCUGCACUACUAUUGCAGCAGCUCUAGUGAAGAUGAGGAAAAUGAUUCUGAAGAUUCCGAUAAGAAAGAAUAUAAUGAUGCAAAAUGCACUGAGGACAACGCGCAAUAUGCUGCGCCUGCAGAAUGGGAUGGGGUUUCUAAUAAUACAGGACCGAAAGGUGUCAUAAGGGAUUGGCAAAGGUAUAAGCAACUAGAAGCAGAAAAGCGAGAAUCACAAGAGAAAGAAAAGUUGCAGUUAUUUAAGAAGCUGAGUUUAACAUGCCGCAGUGCUCUGGACGAAGAGAAGGAAAAGCUAAAUGAAACAGAUCCAGAUCUGGCAAAUUUAUUGUCUGAUGAAUUCCUAUUGGAAUAUCAAAAACAGAGAAUGCAAGAGAUGCUUGCAAAAACAGAAAAGCUUUACUUUGGAAAAGUUUUUGAUUUAGAGAGUGCAGACCAGUUCUUGCAAGCCAUUGAUGAAGAAGACAAGUCAGUGACUAUUAUUGUUCAUAUUUAUGAAGACAAUGUACCUGGCUGUGAAGCUAUGAAUGGAUGCUUGAUAUCUCUUGCUAAAGAAUAUCCUCAUGUAAAAUUUUGUAAAAUUCUUGGAUCAAUUGCAGGUCUCAGCAAAAAAUUCAAAAAAUUCGGUUUACCAGCAUUGUUAGUAUAUAAAAAAGGACAAGUUUUAGGAACUUUUGUACAUAUGACAGAUCACCUGGGAAUGGACUUUUACUCAUCAGAUGUAGAGAUGUUUCUCAUUGAACAUGGAAUGCUUCCCGAUAAAAAUUGUGUACCUCUCAUCAUUUCGAAAAACGAAACAACUUCUGAUAAGAAAUGAAAAGAGAGAAAACUUAAUAUUAUCAUUUUUUUAACAUAAUUUAUCGCGAUCUCUUAACAAACCGCACGCAAUAACUUAUUAAUUAAAAACUACACAAUAUAGAAUAUUUAUCAAAGGUGAAUAAAAUAUAGAGAUGACAAAAUAUAAAAA
Messenger RNA from Nylanderia fulva, 1207 nucleotides. RefSeq names its product phosducin-like protein 1. Gene Ontology annotation, biological process: regulation of G protein-coupled receptor signaling pathway. NCBI's taxonomy places the organism in Eukaryota, Metazoa, Arthropoda, Insecta, Hymenoptera, Formicidae. The record is from RefSeq and is a predicted model, not a curated record.